AUGCACCAGUCGACCCCUUCGAAUUCGGGUUCAGGCUGUCCGAUGCACCAGCCCAACCCUGCUUCAAAUCCAUCGACUUCCGGGUGUCCAGUACAACAUGCUUCUGCACCAAAAUCUAGCGGAGGAUGUCUAGUUGAACACUCUUCGACAGGACUCAACCCUCUCAACCAGAUGCCGUCGCUACCACAGACUCCACUCGAUUCUCAUUCUCAGUCAGCUCCACUUCCGACCGAUCGGACACUCUCAUCGAUACCCCGCGGCACGGAGGACGGGAAGACGCAAACAUGGGAAUAUCCGUCUCCUCAACAAUUUUACAAUGCUCUCGUGAGGAAAGGGUGGGAGACACCUACAGAACAUGUCGAGGUGAUGGUAGACAUACAUAACUUCUUGAAUGAGCGUGCUUGGAAUGAGGUGUUGAGGUGGGAAAAGCGUGUCGCUCAGCCUGGCGACGAACAACCACACUUGGCAAGGUUCAAGGGGCGGCCGGGAGAAAUGUCGCCAAAGGCGCAGUUUUGGAUGUUCAUGGGGUGGUUGCUGCCCACAAGGUUCAAUACCGAGCCACCAUUCGAUCGACACGAUUGGGUUGUUCGUCGACCUCGGACGGGCGAAGAGGUGCGGUAUGUCAUCGACUACUAUUCUGCCCCACCUACUCCAGAUGGUGAGCCUGUAUUUGCUCUCGACGUGCGCCCUGCCCUGGACAGUUUCGAGAGCGCCCGCGAGCGCGUAUCUGUUGGGAUGAACGAUAUCUGGGAAACCAUGCGAGAGCGUGGUUGGGGGAACAACCGAAGUUAG
This is a messenger RNA of Pisolithus orientalis, 792 nucleotides long. Its product is annotated as cytochrome c/c1 heme-lyase. The transcript is spliced from 3 exons. Lineage: Eukaryota; Fungi; Basidiomycota; Agaricomycetes; Boletales; Pisolithaceae. Gene Ontology annotation, cellular component: mitochondrion. The coding region runs from base 1 to 792 and encodes 263 amino acids. The record is from RefSeq and is a predicted model, not a curated record. Gene Ontology annotation, molecular function: holocytochrome-c synthase activity. Gene Ontology annotation, biological process: cytochrome c-heme linkage.